GUGUUUAUGAGUGUUGUCAUACUUUAGCAAAUACAUAGGAUACUAUCACGCCUAGCCUUGUUUCCCGCGGCCUCGUUUAGGUGAUGCACCAUCACAUGUGCAAUAGAGCUAAUAGAAUGUCAUUCGACUGAGUUAGUUCAGAAAUAGCUUUAUAUAAAGUUAGCUGUGACAUUCUAAAUAAAUGGGAUGCUCAUGUUAUUAUUUACAAACACUCCCAGAGUGAAAACAGUACCGAUAAUUCCUCACUGUAGUCUUUAUUAGCGAUGGGACACAGAUGAGUUGAUUUAACUCUAGUGACAUGGAUAUGAUAUUGUAAUUCCAGGAUAUAUUGAUGUCAGGUUAAACGAUGCUGCUUGGUAUGAGGUUCAGCAUCCUUCGUGGGUGUGUGAGACACUGUUGGUGUUCAUCACCUCAAACCCGGAGAGGACAAUGGAAAAGGAACUACAGUUUCCUUAAAGAUGAUGUUAAGUCACCUCGAGCCGUGGUCAACCCGGACAUCUCAAAAAUCCGUAACAUUGGCAUCAUGGCCCACAUAGACGCGGGGAAGACCACCACCACUGAGCGGAUGCUCUAUUAUUCUGGGUACACACGUGCCCUUGGAGACGUGGAUGAUGGAGACACUGUGACUGAUUAUAUGGCCCAGGAGAGAGAGCGUGGAAUUACGAUCCAAUCAGCUGCAGUCACAUUUGACUGGAAAGAGCACAGGAUUAACCUCAUUGACACGCCAGGCCAUGUGGAUUUUACUCUGGAAGUGGAGAGAGCUCUGCGUGUGCUGGACGGAGCCGUAGCUGUGUUUGAUGCCUCAGCAGGAGUGGAGGCGCAAACCAUGACAGUGUGGCGACAGGCAGAGAAACACAAAAUACCCUGCGUGUGCUUCCUAAACAAGAUGGAUAAACCUGGAGCCAGCAUGAGUUACUCUGUAGAAAGCAUCAAGACGAAACUGAAGGCCAACCCCAUAAUCCUUCAAAUUCCCAUCGGCUCUGGAAAGGGAUUUGUCGGAUUGGUGGACUUGAUCACCAAGCAGCGAAUGACAUGGUGGGGAAAGUCAUGGGCCGAGGAUGGGCGGGCUUUUGAGACGAGAGCCCUCCAGUCCACAGAUGACCCAGAAUUCCUGGAAGAAGCCAAUCAAGCCAGAGCAACCCUCAUUGAACAGGUUGCGGAUUUGGAUGACGAAUUUACGGAGCUGCUUCUUAGAGAAUACAGUGACAACUUUGACUUGGUGCCUGCUGGGAAAUUGCAGGAGGCGGUGAGGAGAGUGACGCUGUCUCGUAAAGGAGUGCCAGUACUGUGCGGAAGUUCACUGAAGAAUAAAGGUGUUCAGCCUCUACUAGAUGCCAUCACAGCAUACCUCCCUGCCCCUGAUGAAAGGAACCAUGACCUGGUGCGCUGGUAUAAGGAUGACUUGUGUGCCCUGGCAUUUAAAGUGGUCCAUGACAAGCAGAGAGGUCCUAUGGUUUUCCUGAGGAUCUACUCUGGCUCUAUGAAACCGCAGUCAGCGGUGUACAACAUCAACCGAAAUGGAACCGAGAGAAUGAGUCGUCUACUGCUGCCAUUUGCAGAUCAACACGUUGAAAUCCCCUCACUGUCUGCAGGGAACAUCGCCCUCACUGUGGGCCUCAGACAGACGGUGACAGGUGACACCAUUGUCUCGUCCAAAGCCUCAGCAGCAGCCGCAGCACGCCGGGCACUCAACAAGGCAGAGGAGAAGACAGCGUCUAGCCGAGAGAUGAACAGUCUUGUACUGGCUGGGGUUGAGGUGCCCGAGCCCGUCUUCUUCUGCUCUAUAGAACCUCCUUCCAUGGCCAAACAAGCAGAUCUUGAGCAUGCUCUGAAAUGCCUCCAGAGGGAAGACCCCAGUCUGAAAGUCAGGACAGACCCCGACUCUGGACAGACAGUUCUGUGUGGUAUGGGAGAGCUUCACAUCGAGAUUCUGCAUGAUCGUAUUAGGAGAGAGUACAACCUUGAAACACACUUGGGGCCCCUACAGGUUGCCUACAGAGAGACCAUAAUCCAGUCAGUAACCACAGCAGACACUCUGGAUCGCACACUGGGUGAAAAGAGGCAUGUUGUUACUGUAGAGCUGACGGUGAGUCCAUGGGAAGCAUCUGCUCCAGGCAUGUCGUCUUGUCACAUGACUUAUGAGGAGGAAAUAGAAGGCCAAAUUUCUGCUGACAUUAAAGAGGCAGUGGAAAGUGGAGUUCAGAGUGCUUAUCUCCAGGGUCCUGUGCUGGGUUACCCUGUGCAAGGGGUUCUCACUGUGAUCCACAGUGUGGGUGUGGAACCUGGCACCUCUCUGGCCAUGGUGUCGGCCUGUGUGUCUCGCUGCAUGCUUAAGGGGCUGAAACAGGCAGGGGGGCAAGUCUUAGAGCCUGUGAUGUCAUUGGAGGUGACUGUGGAUGAGGAGUAUCUGAGCUCUGUGCUUGGUGACCUAGCUCAGCGCCGAGGAACAGUCCGCGACAUCCAGAGCCGCCAUGACAGCAAGGUACUUUUGGCCACUGUACCGCUCGCCGAGAUGAUGGGAUAUUCCACUGCGCUGCGCACUUUGACCUCAGGAAAUGCCACCUUCUCACUUGAGCUGGCCCGCUAUGAACCCAUGAACCCUCAAGACCAGAAUGCAUUGCUCAACAAGAUGGCCGGCCUGGCAUGAUAUCCCUUUCCUUUUCUUGCACAUUUAUAAAUGCGUUUUCCUUAAUG
Ictalurus furcatus (blue catfish) is the source of this 2694-nucleotide messenger RNA. RefSeq names its product GTP dependent ribosome recycling factor mitochondrial 2 (gene gfm2). Gene Ontology annotation, biological process: ribosome disassembly; mitochondrial translation. Bases 347 to 2647 code for a protein of 766 amino acids. NCBI's taxonomy places the organism in Eukaryota, Metazoa, Chordata, Actinopteri, Siluriformes, Ictaluridae. The record is from RefSeq and is a predicted model, not a curated record. The transcript is spliced from 20 exons. Gene Ontology annotation, molecular function: translation elongation factor activity; GTP binding; GTPase activity. Gene Ontology annotation, cellular component: mitochondrion.